Molecule: messenger RNA, 1154 nt
Organism: Melanaphis sacchari
Lineage: Eukaryota; Metazoa; Arthropoda; Insecta; Hemiptera; Aphididae
Gene: SCCRO
Product: DCN1-like protein 1
Exons: 5
Coding region: 37-849 (270 amino acids)
Biological process (GO): protein neddylation; positive regulation of ubiquitin-protein transferase activity
Cellular component (GO): ubiquitin ligase complex
Molecular function (GO): ubiquitin-like protein binding; ubiquitin conjugating enzyme binding; cullin family protein binding
Source: RefSeq, a predicted model, not a curated record
AUAUAACUUUAAUAUAUAGUCUAAAAUUAUUUCGAAAUGAACAAAUUAAAAUCAUCUCAGAAGGAUAAAGUGAAAAAAUUUAUGACAUUCACUCAAGCAUCUGAAAGUGUUGCAAUUUUCUGUUUAGCUAAAAAUGACUGGAAAUUAGAACAAGCGUCAGAUAACUUUUUUCAAAAUCCACAUGAAUAUGAAACUGUAAAAAUCAACACCCAAUUAGGUUUUAUAGUUGAUAAAAGAAAACUAGAGGCUAUGUACACUAAAUAUCGUGAUCCAGCUGAACCAAACAAAAUUAAUGUUGAAGGUGUUAUGCGUUUACUAGAUGAACUCAAAUUACCUCCAGACUCAAUAUUAGUGCUCAUAAUUGCUUGGAAAUGUCAAGCAGCAGCUCAAUGUGAAUUCACUAAACAAGAAUUUUUAAGUGGAAUGAGUAAAAUGGGGUCUGAUUCAAUAGAGAAAUUAAAAAUUAGAUUACCAAUUUUAGAGAGAGAACUUUCAGAUCCAUCAAAAUUUAAAGAUUUUUAUUAUUUUACAUUCAAUUAUGCUAAGAACAUAGGUCAAAAAGGUCUAGACCUUGAUAUGGCUAUUACUUAUUGGAACAUUAUUUUUGUGGGCCGAUUCAGGUUCCUUGAUUUAUGGUGCCAGUUUCUUAGAGAACACCACAAUAAAUCAAUUCCUAGAGAUACGUGGAAUCUUUUAUUAGAAUUUUCUUGUGUCAUUGAUGAAGAAAUGACAGAUUAUGACCAAGAAGGAGCAUGGCCAGUUCUAAUUGAUGAAUUUGUAGAAUGGGCUAGGCCUAUAGUCUGCCGAAAUAAAUCUACCCAUAUUAUAAGUGAAACCCGAUUAUUGUAAAAAUUAUGGAACAUUAUCAUAUACAUAUGUUUAUAAAUUAUAAUAUUGAAAAUGUUAAUUCUCUGUUUUAAUUUUGUUUGAGGGAGAAUAAUGUAUGACUGCUCUACAAAAAUAUGUACCAUGGGAAUAUUUUUAAAAUAUGUUAUUUAAUUUUUAUAGCCUAAAUUAUAUUAACAUUGUAUUCUUUAUUUCUUAUAAAAUUUGGAAUUUAAUAAUUAUUGUGUUAUUAAAGCUUUAAUGAAUGAAGUAUUUAGGUCUCAUUGUUUGUUAAUAUAGAUUUUAACAUAGAUUGUUUGUAUAAAUUA